GUGGGUGGGAGUAGGAAGAACAUCAGAUUUGGGUGUUCAUUCCCUUCUCGGCGAGCAAAGCGUCGGGGAGUCUCGCCGUCGUGAUAUUUUGACGUGUUGACGCUUUGAGAAAUCGUCUACGUAGCAUAACACGAGCCCCGUGCAGAGCUCCCCGACGUUAACGAGGCUUUACAGACUUUGAAAGUGAAUUGAAGGAAGCAAAAACACAAACUUUAAAAAAAUGGAGUUGGAAAUCACGCAAAGAACAGUCUCCCACAAGGUGACCAAGAUCACCACGAAGGAGGAAUACUACCAGACAAAGAAGCCUCAUGAAAUGGCGAGCACCAAGCUCUUCGGCAAGGACCUGAGUCAGUAUGAGGAACUUGACAUUGAUGACAUCCUGGACCAGCUUUCCCCGGAGGAGCUGGAGAUGCUGGCCGGGGAGGUGGACCCUGAUGACUCCUUGAUCCCUCCAAGUGAACGCAACAGCUACAAGUGUGAGAAGGGACCCACAGGACCUCUAGAUCGCAAGAAGCUAAUUGACCACAUCAAUGAACAGGCCCUCAAUGAACCAGAUAGGCCAGACCUCGUGCCUUAUGUUGCCGGCACUGUCAGAGGGAAGAAGUGGGUUGCCCCGCCGCCCCCGGAGCCCCAGGAUGACGAGGAUGCCAUUGCCCAGGAGGUGGAGGUGGAUCUUGAUGAAGAGUUCUCCUCCGUCCUCAACACUGCCACAGAGGAUGAGAUUGUGGACUUGGCAGCUAUCCUGGGCUUCCACUCCAUGAUGAACCAGGAACAGUACCACGCGUCUCUGCUCAACAAGGGCCGACCGCAGGGUGUUGGCUGGGGAGGCAUUACAAAAGCCACUAAGUUCAAGCCUCUCCCUGCUGAGCCUCCCAAUGACACAGAUAUAGAGGACAGCAUUAAGAAGCUUACUGACGAUGACUCCAACUGCAAGGAUCUAAACUUCAAUAACAUUAGGAACAUUUCUGAUGAGCAGUUUAAGCGUCUCUUUGAGUCUCUGGAGAACAACACCAAGCUGGAAAGUCUAAGUAUGGCAAACGUGGGCCUCUCAGACAGACACCUGGACCCUCUCACCAACGCUCUCUCUCAAAACGCCUCUCUCAGGACGCUAAAUUUGGAGACAAACAGCAUCAGUCCCGCUGGCAUCGUGCGCAUCAUGGAGUCCAUCUCAAAAACACACGUUGUGGAAGAGAUCCGUCUUGCAAACCAGAGGUCAAGUGUGCUGGGCAACAAGAUCGAGAUGCAACUCACAGAAAUUAUUGAGCAGAAUCCAUCAAUCUUGCGCGUCGGGAUUCACUUUGAGUUCAACGACGCUCGCAACCGCGUCUCCAAACAUCUGCAGAAAAACCUUGACACCUUCCGCGUUGGUGUCAAAGUGCGCAGACCGUCGCGCAAGGUGGCCACAGAGGGAGCCAGCCUUAGCUUCGUGCUCCCCUCCUCUGACUCCCCUCUGUCCACUCCCCGCGCCUCUCCCCGACCCUACUCCCCCAACCCCCAGGAAAAACCCCAUGCAAUCCAGUCCAUUAUUGGGGAGAGGCAGACGGGCCAGGAUUAUGAUGAUGAUGAUGAGGAGAAUGAGGACUAUGAUAGUAAUGAGGAAUGAAGUUCGUGAGCUGCGUAUGGGUCAUAGAGUCAAGAGCUGUACUGUCGGCUUCCCACUCCUUCCUUCCUUCAUGCGUGUCCCUAGAGACCACGAUGAUGACGAGUACUAAGCCGUGGCCAGGAUGUCUGUUGCAUGAUGCCAUCGCAUUCUGCAAAGUUCGUUAUUACUGUUCAAUACUUAACUAGCAUCUCUAAUUUUUUUAUUACACAAAGUUUGAUUGUUUCCUUUGUUGUUCCUGGUUUAGAUUUUAAUUGACACAUCACAAUCCUUGACUCAAGCUUGGAAAUGGGUACAAUGGGUAUGGGCGUCAACACUCCCAUCCAUUGGCUCUUCACUCGACACGAUUCUUAAGUCCUAUGUACUAGUUUAAUCUGUAAUUAAUUUUUAAUUAAACUUUUUUAUACAUGCUAGAAGAGGUUGUAAAAAUUAUCACUUUUAUGUCAUGAGCACUAGUGGGCCAAGAUGCCACUGCGAUGGUAGCCUGCAGCCCCGGCCACUGCAGGGGUGGGCAAGUGUGUGGGUGUCUCCCUCCCUCCCCCCACACACACACACACACACACACACACACACACACACACACACACACACACACACACACACACACACACACACACACACACACCUGCCACUGAGCCGGAAGCUGACCCAGUCACCAAAGACUGAUAGGGUUUGUGAGCCACGCUGGGUUGUAUCAUCUUCCACGCUGGGAAGUUACUUGUAGCACGAUAGGGUUUUUUUUUAUUUAGCUUAAUUUAUUCCUGUUUGAGCAUAGUUUGUUUGCUCAAGUGAAUGAAAGUUGUGGUAGUGAAAGGUUUCAGAAGAUUGGCCACAAAGUAUCUAUAGGUAUGCUAUGUGGUGAAUAAACACCCAACAUUACAUUAUUCAACACCUGAGUAUUUCAAUGCCUGAGAGAGAGAAAGGUCCAUUUAUGAAUAUGUUAAUUGUUUAGUUUGUUAGACUCUUGAAUGAAAGACAACGUACUGUUAUACUACAACACUGACAUUUGGGACCUCGCAGCACGUCACUAGAUGGAGGAGGCGGCUUGUAUUAUGUCACGUCAGAACAAAGCUGAAACAUAAGUGGGAAUCUCACCUACACAUGUAUGCAAUGACAACACUUACUCUUUAAAGAUUAAAUGUUAAAUCACCUAAGACACACACACAGCUCAAACCUGAAUGAAUUAAUCUUUUUCAAUCUCACCAAAUUGUGUCAAAGUUGUGAAAUACUCCUUGAAGCACUGCCAGCAAUGCCAGUAAGGUGCGGCCCAUGGGGCGCCCCGCCGCCCACACAGCCGAGACCACAUUGCAUAAUAAGGGACUUGCACAAUCCAGAAAGUCACAGUGUGGCAGUACUACUUGUCCUCUCACAAGAAAAGCCCAAUUCUGACUGAAAUAAGGUAAUCUAAAGGUAACAAUUAUAAAACCAAGUGUCAUUAGGUCAGCAGGGAACUGCUGUGCUACAGGAUUAAGUGUGCUUAAUCUCUGUUGCCUGUGACAGAAUCUUUGUUCAUUGUUAAAUACACUAAAGACUUCAUGCAAGUGAUUAUUACUACUAUUACCAUUAAAGGAAAGAGAGAGAGAGAGAGAGAGAGAGAGAGAGAGUCAAGGAGCUGCAUCUGCUGUGAGUCACACAGGUUCUGUCACAGGCAAUUUUUCUAACACAUUCUGUGAUAGGGAAUGUAGUACUCCUAUAUGGUAAUUUUUUAUGCUACUGUGCUCAUUAUGAAUGAGUUUUGUAACAAAGUAUGUAUCAUGUUUAUCACGAGCAUCAUAGAAAAGACUGUUUAGUAGCAGUAUGUACAAAUAUUUAGUCCUUGUCUUUUAUUAUGCAUUUCUCACAGCUUGGCUUUUAAUGGAAAUUUUAGACUUUUCAAAUGAUCUAGGAUUCAAAUGUUACACUUAAGGAUUUACUGGACAUCUAUGGCAAGGGAACUUUGAUCAUUGUGUAUCAUGCAGCUGCUUGAGUUGGUUCCUAGUGAUAAGGAGACUAAAUUGUCAAACCCAACUCAUUGAAGAUUCCUAUGAUGUUUAUAUGACAGAAAUGUACAUAGGUAUUCAGUAAAGUUUUCUUUCCAUAGAAUAUAUGCAUCUCUUUCCCAA
Molecule: messenger RNA, 3702 nt
Organism: Portunus trituberculatus (swimming crab)
Lineage: Eukaryota; Metazoa; Arthropoda; Malacostraca; Decapoda; Portunidae
Gene: tmod
Product: tropomodulin-like
Exons: 11
Coding region: 221-1603 (460 amino acids)
Biological process (GO): pointed-end actin filament capping; myofibril assembly
Cellular component (GO): myofibril
Molecular function (GO): tropomyosin binding
Source: RefSeq, a predicted model, not a curated record